Messenger RNA from Mercenaria mercenaria, 1231 nucleotides. RefSeq names its product ependymin-related protein 1-like. Gene Ontology annotation, molecular function: calcium ion binding. The transcript is spliced from 6 exons. The record is from RefSeq and is a predicted model, not a curated record. Gene Ontology annotation, cellular component: lysosome; extracellular region. NCBI's taxonomy places the organism in Eukaryota, Metazoa, Mollusca, Bivalvia, Venerida, Veneridae. Gene Ontology annotation, biological process: cell-matrix adhesion. Bases 129 to 671 code for a protein of 180 amino acids.
UGAUAUGUUGUAUCUUCUUUAACUUGCAGAAUGGCAUUACAAUUGGCAAGCCUGUAGCGCUUUGUAUUGUAACUGUGCACGGACAGAACAAGUACUGUUGUUAUCCUGUAACAUGGGAAUCUGUGAACAUGGUAAAUGUGGGCCAAGUAUCCACUGGAACUAAGAAGGUCGAUUUUACUGAGGGUACAGAAAAGUUAUCAGUAGAUGGAGCCAAUCACAGGAUAGCCUCUUUGUCAACAUUAAACACUGAUGGAUACACAUACAACUUACUGAUAUUACAACUUUAUGAUAAGGGAGUCAUGUACAUAGUUAGGAACGGUCAAUGCCAGAGUUCUGAGUUACAACAAUGGAAUCCUAUCUGCGUACCAGACAGUGCCACUAUUGUAAAACAGACUUAUUACGGCAUGGACAAAAAUAAAGUUGAUGUGGAUAUAUACGCACUACAGGCAGGACCUGAUACAGUUUACCUAACAAUGGCACGUACUGACUGUGUGCCCGUGUAUCAGGCAACGUUUGGUUCACCUGAAGGGGUAUCCGGAUUUUUGUCCACCAAGGCAUACAGGAACAUCAGCACGGGAAUAAAGAAUCCAUCCGUGUUUGAUAUACCUUCAAUUUGCACAAACGCCACCAAAUAUCCUAAGAUGUUGGUACCAAAGUAUGGGUUGUACUAACCACAGACAUUACCAACGAGGACCAAUAUAUCGAACAUUUUUUAAAUUUCAGUUAGUGACUCGUAAAUUCUGCUUAUCUCAUUGGUCAAUAACUGGUCAUAUGGAGGUUCAUAGAAAGUGAUAUUAACUGCAAAAAGUGAUAUCCUUGUAAAUAAAAUUGAACGAGCAACUAUUCCCGCGCUAUACCAAAUUUAGAUCUGUCAAACACAAGCCAAUCAUUUCUGUUUUCUGUAAACGCAAAGUCCAGUCAGCAUCCUCGUGACAUUUCGAUGUAAUUGGGUAUUGACUGUAAACAUUUUUCCUUAUAGACAAUCGAACUGAAAAAUUAACCAUACUGCUCCUUUUUAAGUGUAGUCAUAAAAUAAAAAUACUUGUAUGAUAAUAUUGCUGAAUAUCCAAGUCUGUGGACCUGAUCAAGGUGCUAUUUACCGAAACUUGGAUAUUCACCUCAUUAUCAGACAAUAACUGUUUAGUAUUUGCUCCUGUUUUCAACAAAAUGUGAAUAAAAUUAUCAUGCAGAUGUAAAUAUACGUAAUAAAUAAGUUUUCUUCAAGUACAAA